AUGGCAGCUUUAUGCUCUUUUUGGAUAGCAAUCGGAGCCUUCUUCUCUACGUCAAUUGUUUGUGGUUCAACAUCACUCGUUUCAGUAUCCGACCUAUGUAUCGAUAAAGCAGAUGAGGAUGGAUCAGAGUACAGGGGAACUGUAUCUGUCACAGCAUCAGGACAUGUCUGCCAGAGAUGGGACUCUCAAUCACCUAAUAAACACAAGGCAAUGACUUCCGAGAAUUACCCUGACGCAGGACUGCAAGAGAACUAUUGUAGAAAUCCAGACGGUGAUUCAGGCCCCUGGUGUUAUAAUGCCGAAGGAACUAAACCUAGAUUUGAGUUCUGUGAAAUACCUAAAUGUGUCUCGGAUUCUAAAAUGGUUAUAGAAGACCUCGGCUGCUGGAAAGAUACAUGAAACAGAGCUAUACAACCAAUUGAAGGGAAACACCCUCUACUCAAAGAUUCUUACGGAUCAAGAACUGAUGCGUAUAUAAAGUGCCUCAAAGCAGCCUUGUCCUUUGGAUACAAAGUAUUUGCUCUACAGCAUGGAGGUCAGUGUGCAAGUGCAGCAGAUGCGGAUCAGACCUAUAAU
Messenger RNA from Bolinopsis microptera, 576 nucleotides. RefSeq names its product plasminogen-like. The record is from RefSeq and is a predicted model, not a curated record. The transcript is spliced from 5 exons. Lineage: Eukaryota; Metazoa; Ctenophora; Tentaculata; Lobata; Bolinopsidae. Bases 1 to 399 code for a protein of 132 amino acids. Gene Ontology annotation, molecular function: endopeptidase activity; signaling receptor binding.